UCUGCCUGUGUGACUGGUAAUGAACUAAUCAUUGAUGGAGGAUGGAGCUUGUGACUGACCCUACCUGCAAAAGGAAAUUCCUGCCAUGAAAGGCAAAAAGUUUACAACAAUGGUAAAGGAGGUUAAUGUAAAUGAUAAUGAAGAUACUGAGCCAUCAGUAUGUGAGACAAAUGGCAUGAUUCCCAUGCACGAGCAAAGUGAGGAGAGACCAACAGCAGAUGCCAAAGGUACUGAUGGGAAUGUUCAAACAGAAGAAACUGCUCUCCUGAACCAUUGUGCUCAGCAACCUCCGGAACCGAUAGCAGGGUCUUCAGUACCUGCAAGAACAUGGAGGCAAAUAUUUACUUGUCCUCCUCAGGGUUUACUGGCCCAAACAGUGACAAAUGUUGCAAUCGUGGUCCUGGUUUGGGCUGUGGUUUGGUCCAUCACUGGGACUGAGUGUCUCCCAGGUGGAAAUCUGUUUGGAAUUCUGUUUCUUUAUUUUUUUGCUGUCAUUGGAGGUAAAAUUUUUGGAUUCAUUAAAAUACGAACACUACCCCCUCUCCCCGCUCUUCUAGGGAUGCUACUUGCUGGUUUCCUAAUCCGAAAUACCCCAUUCAUUAGUGACAUCGUCCAGAUAAACCUGCGCUGGUCUGCAGCACUGAGGAAUAUUGCUCUUUCAAUUAUCUUGACCCGAGCAGGACUCGGCCUGGAUCCAAAGGCUCUUAAGAAGCUCAAAGCAGUCUGCUUACGGCUUUCUUUUGGACCGUGCAUCUCAGAAACAUGCACAGCUGCUGUUCUUGCCUACUUGUUCAUGCACUUGCCAUGGCAAUGGGGAUUUAUAUUAGGUUUUGUUCUAGGUGCAGUCUCCCCUGCUGUGGUGGUUCCCUCAAUGCUGAUUUUACAAGCUGGGGGAUAUGGUGUGGAGAAAGGUGUCCCAACUUUGCUAAUGGCAGCCGGCAGCAUUGAUGACAUUCUGGCUAUCACAGGCUUCAACACUUGCCUUGGGAUGGCUUUCUCUUCUGGUUCUACUCUGUACAAUGUUCUUCGUGGAGUGCUGGAGGUUGCUGUUGGCAUAGCAGCUGGGGGGAUCCUGGGAAUGUUCGUUCGAUAUUUCCCAAGCCAUGAUCAGGCAUCUCUGGCAUGGAAGAGAUCGUAUUUUGUACUUGGGCUGUCCAUGUUUGCUGUUUUUGGCAGCAUCUACUUUGGCUUCCCUGGAUCAGGAGGGCUCUGCACGUUAGUCUUAGCCUUUGUUGCAGGUGUGGGAUGGUCUGAUGAAAAGAGGGAAGUAGAAAAAAUUGUUGCAGUUGCAUGGAAUAUCUUUCAACCUUUUCUUUUUGGUUUAAUUGGAGCAGAAGUAUCUGUUACGUCUCUGAGGCCUGAAACUGUUGGGCUCUGUGUGGCUACACUAGGCAUUGCCCUAGUUGUGCGAAUUAUAGCAACGUUCCUGAUGGUGUGUUUUGCUGGGUUUAAUUUCAAGGAGAAAGUAUUUGUCUCAUUGGCAUGGAUUCCUAAAGCCACUGUCCAGGCUGCAAUAGGUUCCCUUGCCCUGGAUACAGCAAGAAGUCAUCAGGAUGAGCAACUUGAGAAGUACGGAAUGGAUGUACUGACAGUAGCUUUCUUGGCUAUCUUGAUCACUGCUCCAGUUGGAGCCCUGGUUAUUGGCUUGGCAGGGCCCAGACUUUUGCAGAAGGCUCAGACAACUAGCAAGGAGGAUGAGGAAGGUGCUGAGGUUGGAGAAGAGGCAGAGGCCUGUGAACCUUCGUAGGACAGCCAUCUACAGUUGUAUGGUCCUUCAGCCCUUACACUUCUGUUGAGUAAACACAGCAUGUCUGUAAUCUUUAUGGAGGAAACCAAAACAAGUAUCAGUUACGUCUGCUAUUUUAAAAGCAGCCCUGGUGGAGUUUUAUAAAAUAUUUUUAUGUGUU
This is a messenger RNA of Aquila chrysaetos chrysaetos, 1907 nucleotides long. It is a transcript of the gene SLC9B2, whose product is annotated as solute carrier family 9 member B2. The coding region runs from base 86 to 1747 and encodes 553 amino acids. Lineage: Eukaryota; Metazoa; Chordata; Aves; Accipitriformes; Accipitridae. Gene Ontology annotation, cellular component: membrane. Gene Ontology annotation, biological process: proton transmembrane transport. Gene Ontology annotation, molecular function: antiporter activity. The transcript is spliced from 12 exons. The record is from RefSeq and is a predicted model, not a curated record.